Messenger RNA from Eleginops maclovinus (Patagonian blennie), 2262 nucleotides. Its product is annotated as GTPase IMAP family member 7. The record is from RefSeq and is a predicted model, not a curated record. Gene Ontology annotation, molecular function: GTP binding. Lineage: Eukaryota; Metazoa; Chordata; Actinopteri; Perciformes; Eleginopidae. The transcript is spliced from 2 exons. Bases 480 to 1655 code for a protein of 391 amino acids.
UGGACAGUAAGUUAACGUCACUUCUUUCAGUUUAUUUUGUUAACACUGCCCACUGCUUCACACUCUAUUGCAUAUGAUCUCUAUAUCUGAGAAGAAGUUUUGUUAGAUGCUAUAAGAUAUCUAUUAAAGUAAAAAAUAAAAAGGAAGCGUUUCUUUUUGUGUUCUCAAGAGAGCGUGAGUGAAAAGUGAAAAACCGAAACUGGAAAAUGAAAUCAACUAAAAAUACCAAGCGCUGACGCCGAGUAUUUUCUGAAGCGAGAGAACCGCAUCCUGUUUCGAACUGCCGUUUGACACUGAGAGAACUGCGUUAUGUUUCUGUGGUGAAGCUACACUGUAGAAGCUGUUCCGCUCAAACUGAAUUGAGAAGGGCAAACUAAUUCUGGUGAUAUGAUUCAGGAAAGUGAAACAUGUUCACAUACACAGUGGCGGUCUUGUCACACGACUAACAGUCGCUCCAAAAUUGCUUUGCGUCUGAUAACAUGGCCGAGUCUAACAGGAGAAUUGUUAUCUUGGGGAAAACUGGAGUGGGGAAAAGCAGCGUGGCUAACACCAUAUUUGGAGAACAACUCUUCAAAACUAAUAACACCGCAAUAUCUGAAACAAGUAAAUGUCAAUCAAAAAUGAAAACCAUCAAUGGAAGAAGCAUCACUCUGAUCGACACUCCUGGUUUCUUCGACACAGCUAUAUCAGAGGAGGAGCUGAAGCCUGAGAUAUUAAGGUGUAUUAUAGAGUGCGCUCCUGGGCCCCAUGCUUUUCUCAUUGUGCUUGAAGUGAGGAAAUUUACAGAGCAAGAACAGGCGGUCAUCGAAAACAUAAGCCAAUACUUCACAGAAGAAGUUUUCCAAUACGCAACAGUUCUCUUCACUCAUGGUGACCAGCUCGAUGAAGGACAGACAAUUAAGGAGUAUUUCCACCAGAACCAGCUUAUGAACGAGCUGUUGGAGAAUUGUGGAGGCCGCUGCAACGUCAUCGAUAAUAAAUACUGGAAGAACAACCAGCAGGAUGAAUACAGGAGCAACCAGUUCCAAGUGAAGGAGCUACUAAAGACAGUAGAUCAGAUGGUAGAGGCAAACAAAGGCAGCUGUUACACCAAUCAGAUGCUACAAACGAUGGAGGAACAAAUACAACAAGAGGAGGAGCGCAUUAGACAGUCAUCAGGAAACAUGACACAGGAAGAAGUCAGAGAGCGAGCUAAAGAAAAAGUAUUUAACAACCUUGACAUCCAACUGGCAGGCAUUGCAACAGGUGUAUUGUUAGGAGCUCUUUUUGGCACAGCAACAAUGGUUGGAAAAGUUAUUUUAAUGUUAAAGAAUGUCUUGUCAGAUCCAGGACAACUCAAAGCUGUUGCCAAAUUAGCAGGAAAAGCAACUGGAGUGAUAGGAACAGCAGUAGGAGCAGCAGCACUAGGAGCACUAACAGGAGAAGCAGCAGUAGCAGUAGGAGCAGCAGCUGCUGUAGCUGCUGUUUUUGGAGCAGUGAAAGGAGGUGUUGCAGGGUUUCAUGCAGCUAAGGGAGCAGACACAGCGCAGGAAGCAGCUCAGAGAGCAGCAAAGGCUGCCAUAGAAGAAGCACGGUCUGUCUUUAGCAGACUCUGCUCGGAAGACGAAACGGAGCAUACAUCUUUAAUAAGCGAUGAAUCGAAGAAGGGAAAUUAAGUGUGUCGCUUUAAAGUCACAUCUGCCUAAAUUACCUUUAAUUAUUGAGCUGAUAAUGUUUGCUCAUAAGUUAUAUGUCACAGUUGCACUUUUAUGAGCGUAAGUGUCUUGUUCCUUUUUCACUGAAUGAUUGAACUCUACUCAGGUUAAAUUCAGAUUGGAGAUUGUUGUACAUGCCUGAUCCUUUCCUGUUUGCAUUUUAUUGUCAAUGGUGGAACACUUUUGUUUUGGCAUUUUGGAUUUACAACUUUAAUACAAGUAUUGCAGCUUUUGAGCAGUAUUCAAAUUGUGAUACAAAGUUCUAUCUUAACCAGUGAGUGUCUGAGUCCUUGUAGCCACAGACCACAUGAAGCUGUCUUCACGUCUUUCAUGAAUACGAUUCAGCUAAAUGUAAUGUGAUAGAUUCUUUUGUAUAAUCAAGUGUAGGCCUACACUGUUGUUGCUGUAUUUCUGUCUCCUGUUGAAACAUGUCUCACUGUUUCCUGUUGCAAGAGAGGACCAGAAGAGGUCAUUUAAUGUGUGCACAGCAUGAUUUUGUUGGACCAUACUUGUGGCUAUUUGUGAAAAAGAAAUGAACAAUGAAUAAAUGGAAAGCUUGAACAAAUUA